GCAGGCGCAGAUCGUCUGGAGUGAUUCCGCCCGUUGGUGGUUAUCAUGGUCUGUUGUGGAGCCGUGGCGUAGCCUUCCCUCCCCCUGGCGGCCGUUGAGAAGACAGGCUGAGGUUGGUUGUCUAAAAAGAUGAAGAUCAGCUGGUCUGCAUAUGAUACAUUUGAGGCUAAUUUCAAACCUUUGGUGGUGGUUGAGCUUGCACAAAAUACCAAAGAUGAAACCAAAGAAUGGCUGAUGCAAAAGAUUGUAGGGAAGAAGAAGAAUGGAGGAGCCCAACUUUUAGUUAAACCAUUGGUGGAGGAAGGAAAAGAGAUUGAAGGAAGCAAGAACAUAUAUCUUGUUGGAGCAUCUAAUUUAAGGCUGCUUCUAGGAGCUGAAACUGUAGGGUUGGUUAAAGAAUGUAAUGAUAAUACAAUGAGAGCGUUUACAUAUACAUCUAGAAAAAAUUUUAAAGAUUUUGCAGAGGAUAAUCAUGAUUUUCUUACAAUGGCAGAAUGCCAAUACAUUAUCAAACAUGAACUUGAAAAUUUAAGGGCUAAAAAUGAAAAGAUGAUCCCUGGCUAUCCUCAGGCAAAGCUUUAUCCAGGAAAGUCAAUUAUGCGAAGGCUAACAACUAAUGGCAUUCUACUUCAGGUUUUUCCACUUCAUGACCCAGACCAUUUAAAAAAACUUGGGCAGAUAUGGUAUGAACAACUGAAAAUUAGAUACCAACCUUUAGAUGAAAUUCGCUCUUAUUUUGGUGAAACACUUGCUUUCUAUUUUGCCUUUUUGGAAUAUAUCACAUUUGCUUUAAUUCCAAUGGCAGUCAUUGGGAUCCCUUAUUAUGUUUUUGACUGGGAAGAUUAUGACAAGUAUGUGCUAUUUGCAGCAUUCAAUCUGCUGUGGUCUACUGUUAUCCUUGAACUCUGGAAACGAUCUUGUGCUGUUAUGGCUUACAGAUGGGGAACACUGAUGAUGAAGCGACAAUUUGAGGAACCAAGACCAGGAUUUCAUGGGGUUUUAGGUAUCAAUCCUGUCACUGGCAGAGAGGAACCCAUAUAUUCCAGUUUCAAAAGACAAUUACGGAUUUAUUUUGUUUCAGUUCCAUUUGUGUGCCUUUGCCUCUGCUUUUCACUUCAAAUAAUGAUGAUUUAUUUUGACUUGGAAUUCCAAGCACGUUUAUAUUAUGAAGAAAACCAAAAUGAAUUAAGCGCCUUGAUAUUAUAUAUGCCCAGCAUAAUUUAUGCUGUUGUGAUUGAAAUUCUAAAUCGAAUUUAUAGAUACGCUGCAGAAUUCUUGACCUCAUGGGAAAACCAUAGAUUGGAGUCUUCAUAUCAGAAUCACUUAGUUUUGAAAGUCUUGGUGUUCAACUUCUUAAACUGCUUUGCCUCUUUAUUCUACAUUGCAUUUAUCUUAGUUGACAUGAAACUUCUAAGACAGAGCUUGGCAACUUUACUAAUAACUUCACAAGUCCUUAAUCAGUUUGUGGAAGCUGCACUGCCUUAUUGGCUCCAAAAAAGAAGGAAUAAAACAGUAAAGAAAAAGGUGAAAGCACUGGAAAUAGAUACUGACAUGUCUUUAUUUGAACAAGUUAAUCUGGAAAAAGGAAUGGAUACUUACUUGGGUACUUUUGAUGAUUAUUUGGAGUUGUUCUUACAGUUUGGUUAUGUGAGCCUUUUUUCAUGCGUCUACCCUUUGGCUGCUAUUUUUGCUGUGCUAAACAACAUCACUGAGAUGUAUUCCGAUGCCUUAAAAAUGUGCAGUGUUUUUAAACGCCCAUUUUCAGAGCCUGCUGCAAAUAUAGGUGUAUGGCAGAUGGCUUUUCAAACUAUGACUGUAAUCUCAGUUAUUACAAACUCUAUCCUAAUUGGCAUGUCACCGCAAGUAAAUGCACUCUUCCCAGAUUCAAAAUCUGAACUUAUCAUAAUUGUAGUGUUGGCAGAGCAUUUAGCCCUAGCAGUGAAGUUCCUUAUGUCCUAUGUGAUCGCUGACAAACCCCAAGAUAUUCAAAUAAAAUUGGCAAGGCUAGAAUUUGAAUCUUUGGAAGCACUGAAACAACAGCCAAUGUGAGGUCAUCUCUGGUCAAAACCUCCAGUGAAGAAACAUAGUCGUCAUAACUAUCGUCCAAAGAAGAAAGAAUUAUAUAAACCUGCUGUAGUUCGGAGAAAACAAGUUCCUUUUCGUGCAGCUCCUGGAAAAUUCUGGUCAUGGAUUCCAAAUGAGCCAUCAUAUCUCCUCCUUUAAGAAGAUGUUGUUUAAACAAUUUCCGUGUGAGAUUUAUAUGAGCACCCACAGUGUCACGAACAUAUAGUCUCUUUAACUUGGUCCAACACCUAGCAGCAGACUCUUCGCCAUGAAUAUGGACAAGUUGCUGGUCACUCAGUGUCAGUCCAAUUAUACAAAGAGCUCGUUUGUUGUGUCUGGCAAAUUUGGCUAAUUUCUUCGCAUCUUCAUUGUCAUCAGGAUUCCAUGUUGUUACAUCCGGUGGAUUAUUUAUUACAUCCCAAAGUCCUCUACGCAGAAGUAGAUUACAUUUUGUAGACCAGGAUACAUAGUUUGUUCCAUCCAGCCAGGUUAUCAUGGAAAUAUUCGAUAACUGUUCUUGUGCCAUCUUCACUUGAAUUAUAUUUCACAAACACAGUUUUCUGUAUUACUCACAUUAACUCUCAGUUUAGCUCUGAACAAUCCUAAUUAGUUCUGGUUGACUCUGGGCCCAUAACCAAUGUUAAGGAUAUUGUUGUGUUACCAACCAGCAGAGCAAGUGCACAGAGAAACGGUACUGAGAGCAAUGAAUACAAUACAUACAAACUGGUUUAACAAAGCUUUUACUUUGUAGUGAAAAACAAUUGCAUAGUCUUUUAGUCAAUCCAAGUCUUUAGCCAUUCAAAUCAGUCCGAAGUUACAGAUAUCUUCUUACCAUACAAACAGCAGUAGGUAAUAAACAGCAAUUCAACGCUGAUAACAAAUCAUGAUGGUAGCAGAUCCAUCCACUUCUUCACACACGACGGUAACAGUUCCAACCAACAAGUCAAGCAAUAAGUCAAGUAACAAUGACUAUAGCUUGGCUCUCUCCUUAUAUACAGUUUACACUAGUAAUUAUCCACUUAAAAUAAGUGAAGUCAGCAGUGCAAUGACUCAACAGUACAAUUGAGAUAAUUGUCAGCAGUCAGUCAGCAGUCAAUUACAAUGACUCAUCAGUAUAAUUACUCAGCAUUACAUCUUAAAGUUACAGAAUACAUUUAAAGUGAUAGAACACAUAUAUUGCCUGGACAACUUGUUAGGCUUAUACCAUAUCCUAACAAAGCCUCCUACAACUGACCCCAUCUCAGACACACCAACAACAGCCAAACCUCCUACAACUGACCCCAUCCCAUUGGGUUCACAACCCUGAGUGAUCACAGAAAAGGAAGUGAUCUUUGUCUGUGACCUAUUUCAUAGACAAAAGCCAGGAAAAGCUCCAGGCCCAGACAAGAUAACUCCUUCUUGCUUAAAAGUCUGUGCUGACCAAUUGGCCCCAUCUUCACCCAUAUCUUCAAUAAAUUGCUAGAGAUGUGCUAUGUUCCUUCUUGCUUCAAAUGCUCUACUAUCAUCCCAGUGCCAAAGAAGCCCACCAUCAAGGAACUGAAUGACUACAGACCAGUUGCUCUAACAUCUGUAGUCAUGAAAACCUUUGAAAGGCUAGUGCUGACCCACCUGAAAACCAUCACGGAUCUGCUAUUAGACCCCUUGCAAUUUGCAUAUCGAGCAAAUAGAUCAACAGAUGAUGCUAGAAUAGAAUAAAACUUUAUUACGGUCAUCGACCAGCAAUAGACAAACAAUAAAUUAAAAAUAAUUCUAACAUUAUUCAUGAAUAAUAACAUCUCUGUAAUAAAAUACAUGAUCUCAAACCUAAUUUACAUGCGUGUAAGUAUGUGGGUAAAUGUAUUGUUAUAGAUCUGAAAAAAUUGGCACCAUUUGAUAUUAUAAUUCGGUAACCAAUUUUUUUCUUGUGGACAUUGCAGCGACACAGAAUUUUGCCACUGCACACGUGGUAGCUGGAUUAGAGUCUUGGAGGAGAAAGCCUACAUAAAAGUCAUCUGUCCUCCCUGGCAAUCUCUCUAGUAAGGGGAGAAUGUAUAUUGACCUACAUACUCUGUAUUACUCACAAUACAAUAAAACAUGUGAGACAUC
This is a messenger RNA of Pantherophis guttatus, 4149 nucleotides long. RefSeq names its product anoctamin 10 (gene ANO10). Gene Ontology annotation, molecular function: chloride channel activity. Lineage: Eukaryota; Metazoa; Chordata; Lepidosauria; Squamata; Colubridae. Gene Ontology annotation, biological process: chloride transmembrane transport. The record is from RefSeq and is a predicted model, not a curated record. Gene Ontology annotation, cellular component: plasma membrane.